AUGGCUUUUAUAUAUACAAUCGAGUUCCAAAAAAGAGGUUUGCCUCAUGCCCAUAUACUUAUUAUUUUAAACGAUGAUAGCAAAAUUGAAACAUCUCAAGCUAUAGAUAAAUUUGUUUGUGCCGAAAUGCCAGAUGAAAUUCUCGAACCUAAACUUUUUCAGAUUGUUACCCAUUUUAUGAUACAUGGUCCUUGCGGGAUAUUUAACCCCAAAUCGCCUUGCAUGGAAAAUGGCAUAUGUACCAAAAAAUUUCCUAAGGAUUUUCAAAUGGAAACAAGACCAAAUAUUGAUGGGUAUCCAUAUUAUAAAAGGCGAGAUAAUGGUAUUACAAUUCUUUCCGGUAAACCUACGGAUAAUCAUUAUGUUAUUCCAUAUAAUCGAUAUCUAAUGUUAAAAUUCAAUGCUCAUAUUAACGUGGAAAUUUGUACAUCUAUUAAAUCGGUAAAAUAUAUCUUUAAGUAUAUUUAUAAGGGCUAUGACUGUACUAAUGUUGACAUUAAUGUUGCUUCAAAUAUAAAUAUUUAUGACGAAAUUAAAUCACAUUUAAAUGCGCGAUAUGUGAGUGCAUGUGAAUCAAUGUGUAGAUUAUUAGAAAAUAAUAUGCAUGACCGCUCGCACGCUGUUAUUCGCUUAGGAAUUCAUUUACCUUUACAACAGCCAGUAUAUUUCACUGCUGGACAUGAAAGAGAUGCUUUAUUGAGAUCAGAAAAUAAACAUACUACUUUAACGGCAAGGUUUGAGUUAAAUAAGACAGAUCUAGAUGCUAGACAAUAUCUUUAUGGGGAAAUACCUUAUCAUUAUGUGUUUACAAAUUACCAUUGGAAACUAAGAAAAAAACGAUUAAAUGUAAUUUCGAGAAUGUAUUCCGUUCAUCCUAAUUCUGGUGAAUGA
Messenger RNA from Gordionus sp. m RMFG-2023, 891 nucleotides. RefSeq lists its product as uncharacterized. The record is from RefSeq and is a predicted model, not a curated record. The transcript has a single exon. The coding region runs from base 1 to 891 and encodes 296 amino acids. Lineage: Eukaryota; Metazoa; Nematomorpha; Gordioida; Chordodea; Parachordodidae.